Molecule: messenger RNA, 4255 nt
Organism: Caenorhabditis auriculariae
Lineage: Eukaryota; Metazoa; Nematoda; Chromadorea; Rhabditida; Rhabditidae
Source: the annotation of a GenBank genome assembly
AUGAAGACGUCGAAUUCUGUGAUUCUGACGACGUCGAUGGCGCCAGAAGCGCUAUGGGCUCCUCCAGACGACGUCGUCAUGAAGGAGAACGCCUUCUUGACGCAGAUUUCGACCAUUUUGGCCCCAAGUGAGUGAUUUUGAAUGCAUUUUUUGAUAAACGAAAGGCCUGAAGAUUUAACGAAUGUUCUGAUGGGCCGUUUUUUAUGUUGUGACUUUUUAUGUUGUGACUUCCACUAAAAUUAGCCAAAAAAAGUAAAUUCGCAAAAUAAACUAUCCAAUUCCGGGAGUCCCACUGAGUUCAGAAAUUUUCCUGACUAAUUUUCUGAAUUUUUUCAAAUUUUCUCUGGUUCAAAAAAAUCGUUGAGUCAUUCUCCAUGCGACCAAUAUCCUCUAGACGUGGUUGAUUAGCUAAAAAAAAAGGCUUAUUGGAACCAUUCUCAAUUUCCCCCACUUUUCGGGCAAUGUCGGAAUGGGAUAUUAUGGCCGCUAAAAGGAACAGGCUCAAAAAAGGCCCCAAAAAGGUAGCAAAAAGGUGGCAAAAAGGCUGCAAAAAAAGUCCCUUUAUCGAGCAUUCGAUUUUUCUGGGAUUUUAAAGGUUCAAGAAAUGCUGAAAAAAGGGAUAGGCAGGCAAAAAUGGUGCAGAAGGGCCGCAGAAAGUCCCCAAAAAGGCUGCAAAAAGGCUGCAAAAAGGUUGCAAAAAGGCUGCAAAAAGGCUGAAAAAAGGCUGUUUUUCUGGGAUUUUAAAGGCUCGAGAAAUAGUGGAAAAAGAGAGAGGCGGCCAAAAUGGUGCAUAAGGGCCGAUGAAAGGGCGCAAAAAUGCAGCAAUAAGGAGCCUUUUUCCACCCUUUCCGACAUUUUCAGACAGUCCAAUCUCCUUGGGUCUUUUCGUCGUCGACAACAUCCUGUCCAUUUUCCACUUUGUCGUCUCUUCCUUCAUCCUCAACGACUUCUCAACCACUUACCUAUCCAAAGUCUACCUACCUUGUAUGAUUCAGAAAAUCUGUCGCAUUGUAUCUUUCUUCACCAACAGUUUGGACUAUGAGUGGGCUUUCUUUUCGAACUUCUCAAAAUGGAUUCCGAUUCAGACUCUGGCUGAUCAACAGCAUCGUCAACCAAAUAUUCAUUACCGCGAUUCUUCUCGGAACCAUCGCAUAUCUCGGAAUGUGUGCUUAUGUCGCCCAUCGACGUCGUCAAAUUUCUCCUGUUUUCGUGACGUGAGAAUUUCUUCUUUUUCUUCCUUUUGAGAAACAUCAGAGUGAUCCCUAGAGGGGCGACUUUAGGGGCCCUUGAAAUGCGGAAAAUCAAUAAAUUAGCGUUUUUUGAAUGAAAAAAAUAGUAACCGAGGAUAAAUUAAUCUAGUCAUCUUUUUACUUGAUGUUUCCCCUAUAGGGGUCACUUCACUUUCCACUCUGAAAGCACUGAAGUUUGCUAUAGGAGCCACUUAAAUUUAACCUUCUAGGGAGCCCUGAUCAUCCCCCUAUAAGGGCUUUUUUUCUCGGACCCCUCUAGGGAUCACUCUGGAAUUCAGGCGGAACCAAAUUUUGCAAGAUCAAGAGAAAGUGAGAGAAGUGAGAGAUCAGCAAUUAAAGAGAGACCGACAGAGAGAUGAAGAAACUCUCUUUCUCUCGCGUCUCUUCAGAUAGCCGUGAUCUCUCGCUCCUGUUGAUAUUUAUUUACUUCUUUACCGUUUUUUAUUCAAAAUUUGGAAUUCUCACCAGUUCAGAAUCUUUUUUUGUGUCCUCCUUCUUCUGGAAAUCGCAUUUGUCUGUCUGUCUCACUAUUUUCUCGAUGAGAUGAACGGUCUUCUGUUGGUUUUUGCGGCACAAGCCGUCGCUUCCAUCGUCCUUCUGCUGGAAAUUCUAGUGGUGAGUUUGCCGUAAAGUUGGUAGCUAAGUUCCCGAUACUUUUGAGGUGUGUUUUUGGUUAGCUCCCACGUUUUGCUGAAUGAACUUCUUGUGAGAGCCGUCCUCAGUGAGUAGAAAAAGAUGGAAAAGCAGAAGACGUCGCUAAACCGGAUCCAGACGCCAAAAAGGUCAUGCUGUCGAUCUGGUGGUUGGCUCGAUGCGUGGAGUUCUGGGAACUUUUACCAAAAGUGUCGUACAACAACGCCAACCCCUACACUGGUCAGCUGCAAAAACUGAGACUCGGCAACGAAAACAGACGCGGGAAUCAGGCCGUUAUCUACUUCCAACAUGACAACGCUCGACCACACAUAGCCCGAUCGACGAAGGCUGGGUUGGAGACGUACGGAUGGCAUGUUUUACCUCACCCACCAUACUCCCCUGACCUCGCCCCUUCUGAUUAUCACCUCUGCUCCCACCUUCAACGAGACCUACCGGGGCAGAAAUUCGACGACAAGAAGCAAGUCAGACGCUGGUUUACCAACUGGUUUAAGGCACAGUCUGCCACGUUCUGAAGGCAGGGCAUUCAUGCUCUGCCCAAGGCAACAGACCAUAGAUGCUCAUGGAGAAUAUUUCUGAGGUUUGCUCCUUUAUUCCCCUGCUAAAAGUAAUAAAGUUUGAUUACACCAAAAAUAUCGGAAACUUAGUUACCAAUCUAAUAGAAGAAACCCUACGUUAUUUAUGAAAUAAAAAGAUGUUAAAAAAUAAGAUCGCGAAAAAUGAGAUUUAAUAUGAGAUUCCAAUAAACAGUUUCUUUUCUAGGAAAGUCUCGAGGAUUUUUCAAGAAAACAAAUUGAGCAGAAAAUAUAGCAAUAAGACUGUUUUCCAGUUCAUGUUCAUUUUCGAGCGGAGAAGCGAAAAAGACUCGGAAUGGAAGCAACUGGAAGCCGCGGACGAGUUGACCGCCGCCAACGGAGUUGUCAGCAACGCCUCUUCCCGACUUUUCUGGGCCUGCAUUUUCGCCUUGGUCCUUGUCCUCAUAACCAUCCCGCAAAUUGGUUUUUUCAUCAUAAAAAUCGAAAAAGCACACUGUUCCAGCUCUACUCCACAUCCCGACAACACCAGACUGGAUAACGUAUCAUUUCGUUAUUUCGUCGCUCGAAUCAUUUGUACCGAUAUUUUUGUCCAUCUCUGUGUUUUUCAUCCUUCCAGCCUAUCGGUUAGUGUAAGAAUAAUAUUGAAAGAAGUUUAGAAAAAAAAAUAUAGUGAAUAUUCAAAGAAUUUCUGAACUUUUAACGGAAAAUAGGUGUGUGUGUGUGGCAAGUGAUUCGUAUCAAAAAUCAAAAUAUUUCCAGUAUUUUUUCUUCGAAUUUCCAUGAAACAAUGCGCAGUGCAACUUGGGAGGUGAGAUGAGUAGAUUGCCAAGGGUGACGCGUUGCGUACGCGACGCGGCUUUUGGCGCGAAACUCCAGCUCAAACCCACUUUCUUUCAGUUUUUCAAUAACAUUCAAUCGUUUACGGUUUAAAAAAGUUAAUUGACCGAAAAUAAUGACAAAAAUUCAUACAUAAUAAAAAUUUUUUUCUGCACUUUUUUUAAAUGAAUAUGAAGUUCCCGCCAAGAGCCGCGUCGCGUACGCAGCGCGUCACCCUUGCCAAUCUGCCCAUCUCUCCUUUCAAGUCGGGAAGGAUUGGCUAUACUAACUUUCAUUUUUUGAAAAUUCUUUUCAAAAUUUUAUGAGUCAGAUAUGAUCAAUAGACUCCGUUUUUCGCGAAUACGGGUCGCGCCAGACCAGAAACGGUUUGCACGCGGAGGUAUUAGUCAUUCGCUUUUCUACGUUUUUCGCGUCGUCUUUUCUCUGCGCUCUCCUCGUCUCUCGGACACUCUCUCAUAAUGGCCUGUUGUUUCUAUGUUUCUCUGAACUCCACGAUGAGAGAACAGAGAGACGCAGACACUCGAAAAUUAUCAAGUCGCGGCGGACGGGCUAUAGAAUCUUAACCUCAAAACAACUUUUAAAAAAUAAUUUUUAUUUAGAUCGGCCGUGUUCUGCUGCUGCGUCAACUACCGACAUAUCAAGGCGGUCAAGAAGAAAAAUCGGCUCCAGACUUCGACAAUCGAGCCGUCCGUGGUGGAAUCUCCACAUCCAGCUCCAGAAUCAGCCGCGAAAAAGAGCAGCGCUAUUUUUUCUUCCCCAGAAAGUGGCUCUCCACAACCAGAGCCUCAACCAAUCUCAGAAACUAUUCCAAGUCCACCUCCCCAUAUGGAAACAGCCGCAAUAGCCAUUCCACCUGAACAUCAAACCAUGGGUCCGAUCGCCCAACUUCAAGACAGAAGAAGGAAAAAAGAUCCGAGAAAUUACUCUGUAACUUCUUCGGCGAUCGGCAGCGUCAUGGUGGUGCUGACGCCGUUGGAAUGA